AUGAAUGAUGACACUGGAACAACAAGGACUACUACUCCACCAGCACCGUCGCCGUCACCGAGGACUGUGCAACACCACGUGGUUCAUCAAGAUGAUACUUCCACAGAGGAGGAAGACAGCACUGGACCAACCGGAAUGGAUCUAUUGGAUAACGAUGCUGAUGCUCAAGCUGUCCAUUUAUCCAAUGAUGACAUGACACUACUUCGCAAGCUGUGUCUUCUUGGCAAGGAAGCAGCUUUGGGGCUUAACCUGUUGACCUGUGCACAUCUUGACACGGCCCCAACUCCAGACACAAUCAAUGACUGGUUUUCAGCUGUUGUUGGUGAUGCCUUCCAUGUAAUGGAUCAAGCAAAAGUUCCAAUGCAACAUGAGGCCAAAAAGACCUAUUUUGUAGCACUCCGCGAUGUCAUUCUUCAGUUUGAUCCCGAUCAGCUGAAAGAGGUGAAGAGCGCAGUGAAGGAAAAAGACGGAAAGACUGAUAACGAGAUAGACACAGACAUCUAUUUCAAUCUGGCCUUCUGGAAGGCAUGCGUCCGAAGACGGAUCCUACCCCCUAGGUUGCUGUACCAGAGGAUCCGAGCUGUUUUUGUUUCUUUUGGUAAUAUGAUUGACUCGAGAAGCAAGAAACCGCUAUUCAAGCUUGCAUGGAAGAAAGCCAACAAUAUACUGAAAGAAGUCUUGCUAGGCUACUACUCUGACCCCCCAGGAUACUCGUUUUAUUCUACAAAGUACAACAAAAGGGGAGAGCCAAUGGUAAAUGCCUAUGGUUUUGAUAUUCUUUGUUGCAGACGUGGGACUAACGACGUGGAGAAUACCCACAAGUUACUUCUGACAAUAUUUGGGACAUGGCAUAUUGGAAUUGAGAUGUCAGAUUGUUUGCUCAGAGAAAGGAGACAUCAUCACAAUCAAAGAUGUUCAGAGCUCUGUCGACUAGGCUUCCCUCGCAUAGGGCAUUUUGACACUUGGAAGAUUGACGCACAGCAGAAUCUGGUCCUGGCCAAUCAUGGAGUCUUGUUGCAUCCAAAUUGGGUCAAUUCAAGCAACUUCAAGAACACACCAGAAACAUUUGGGACUAUUACACUGCAUGAUGCGGAGUUGGCGGAUGCACUUUCAAACAUUCCGAUUGACAAAAAUGUGCGGCUGACUCAUGAUAUGCAGUAUUUGUGCCGGGUGAUGGGAACCAAGCUUCCGUUGCUACCUAUUCACACUGUUGCAGAGCGUCAGCUCUUCUCACAACUUGUGCUACUCGACACUUUUGAUGCUAGGAAAAUGGCUCUGGAAUGGGUCAAAUCGGUAGACGGUGUUAACAUUUAUCCUAAGCUGCCAGUGCAUCUCCAGAAUUAUCGUGUCACUUUCAAUCGGAAUGCAAGAACACGUCAAGCUUUCGCAGAUGCGCAAGAGUCUAGGGAAAUUCUGGCUGCCUUGAAUGAGGCUCUCUGCCCGGAAAUCGAAGGCGUUGAUGGAACUGAUGUACAAGACACUCCACAGCAGUUGGAUACCUACACCAGACAAUGGCCGCCAAUAUGUCCACCACCGCCACUGCUGCUUCCAUUGGCUCCAUCUGCAAUGCAGCUGAGAAAUAUUCAUGUGGGCUGCGUUCUCAUAGACAAGACACCAGAGGUUUCAACCAUAUAUCUAAAUAGGAAGAGACGGAGGAGGGAGAGAGGACCGGAUGCCAGGCCAAGACCGAGGCGCAGAUGUAUGGUGUGCAAGGAAAAGGGUGAGACAGCAUAUAAAUAUUAUCGUCACUGCGUUACGAUGUUGUUGUCUUACGAAGUAGUAGCUAUGAUAGACGGUAGACAGUAUUGUAAUCAAACGUAUUCUUAA
Molecule: messenger RNA, 1827 nt
Organism: Cylindrotheca closterium
Lineage: Eukaryota; Bacillariophyta; Bacillariophyceae; Bacillariales; Bacillariaceae
Source: the annotation of a GenBank genome assembly